This is a messenger RNA of Solanum pennellii, 1549 nucleotides long. RefSeq names its product tetraspanin-8-like. The transcript is spliced from 2 exons. The record is from RefSeq and is a predicted model, not a curated record. Gene Ontology annotation, cellular component: plasma membrane; plasmodesma. The coding region runs from base 539 to 1354 and encodes 271 amino acids. Gene Ontology annotation, biological process: auxin-activated signaling pathway. NCBI's taxonomy places the organism in Eukaryota, Viridiplantae, Streptophyta, Magnoliopsida, Solanales, Solanaceae.
AGUAAACACCAACAAAAUUCAACUAUUUUAAUUUCUUACCAAGAGCUGCUGAUCUAGCCUUGAGCAAAUUAAACAUGGAACGCGCAAUUAGCUAUAUAUACUGAAGAAACUUUAAAGAAACAAGCAAAUAGUGAACGAAGUGUAAAUUUUGUUGAUGUUUUUGGUCAAAGAUCCUGGAGAAUGAAAAUGGAAAAAACAGAUUCAAAAGUUGUAACUUUUAAGUAAUUUUUUUCUUGAUUUUUGUUAUUUUUGUUACCUAUAUUUUUCUUGUAAAUACAUUUGCUAUAAAGAAGGAACCAAAGAAGUGUGUUUUUUUACGGAAUUUUAAAAGUUUUACCAAAUUAGAAAAUAGUCUAAUCCCAACUUCUCCCUAUAUUUUAGGGCUUAUCAUCUUUAAUUAUAACUGAGUCAACAACUGCUCUCUAAUGGAACUGCUCUUAAAUGGCUAAAAUAUAGAGAGUACUACUUAAUUAGUUUGUUGUGAUUUUGCAGUUUGUGUUUGAAACUGUAUAAGUUAAUUUUUCAAUUUUCAAAAUCUAUGCAUACAAAAACACAAAGAAAUAUGGUACGAGUAAGCAAUUUCAUAAUUACGUUUCUUAAUUGUGUGACUCUAUUGGUUUCUCUGGUAGCCAUAGGGUUUUCAAUCUGGCUUAAUUUCAACCACAGCGCUACACUUUGCCAGAAAGUGUUGCAGAAGCCUUUACUGAUACUGGGAGUGUGUCUACUGGUUGUUUCGAUUUUGGGAUUGAUUGGAUCCUUGUGCCGAGUCUCGUUUAUCCUCUGGAUAUAUUUGUUUUUGUUGUUUUUGCUUAUUGUGGGAUUGCUCUGUUUCACGUUGUUCGCAAUUUUGGUAACGAACAAAAAUGUGAGCAAAGCUUUAUCUGGAAGAGGUUAUAAGGAAAUCAAAUCUGGAGAUUACACCAACUGGUUGCAGAAGUAUGUGGUAAAUGAAGAGAAUUGGGGGGAGAUUAAGAGUUGUUUGGUUGAUACCAAAUUCUGUCAGCAUAUACCUACUGGCAAAGGGGCUGAUUUUUACAAAUACAGACUAUCUCCUAUUCAGUCGAGUUGUUGCAAGCCACCCACUUACUGUGGUUUGGUGUUCCACAAUGCUACUUACUGGACCAUGCCUAAAGCAGGGCCAGCGGUAGCAGACGAUGACUGCAAGAUUUGGAGCAAUGUACAGAGCGAGCUCUGCUUCAACUGCCAAUCAUGUAAGACAUCAUUCCUUGACCACAUCAAGAGAGAUUGGAAGACAUGUUCCCUCGUCAACCUUGGCCUCUUACUUCUCGUCCUCUUUGUUUAUGGUGUUGGCUGCUGCGCAUUCAGGAACACAAAAUCAAAAGGGAAAGAAUAGGCAAAAUAUCUGCCCUCUGCAUGAACCAUAUCGUCUUUUUUACAUUCCCAUUUUCCUAGUGAUUGUUUGUUUGACUGAAACAAGACACUGAUGUUGUAAUUAUUGUUUAUUUCCGACUUCACUUCUCCAUCUAAUGUUUAGCUAUUUGUAUGUUUAUUUCUUAGUUAUAUGGCAUUAUUAGUUUCUAGAUAUAUU